Darwinula stevensoni is the source of this 1866-nucleotide messenger RNA. The record is from the annotation of a GenBank genome assembly. NCBI's taxonomy places the organism in Eukaryota, Metazoa, Arthropoda, Ostracoda, Podocopida, Darwinulidae.
AUGAUAGCACCCAAAGUCUUCCUUCAGCAACUCAACAAUCUCAUCAGAGCCAAGACGAUGGCCCUGAAUUACGACGAAGGUGAAUUGAUGGCGACGGAGAUGAUACAGAGGACGGACACAAGAAUAAGCAAGGAGGUUGAGGGACGUCCGUACGAGAAGCGUUUAGAAGUGUUGGUAUUGUACAAGCGCAAGAGAAGGAAAGAGGAAGACAAUGGUGUCAGAAGUGGGAUAGCAAUGCGCCGAUUUGUUCACCGCGCAUCAAUGCUAGAGACCAGCGCCCAAAGGCCAGACGACCCCCUCUUCAUCCGCCGUCGCCCUUGUCGAGGGAAAGUAAGCCCGCAGCUACGGCUUCCAUCACUCUCCAAGCGGUUCGAGGAGUACUCACCGUAUUACAACCUGGUGCUCGGGGAUACGCUUCGUCGCAGUUUCGAGGUUGAAUUCACAGUUGCAGAUGUCCGAGAACCGAUCCAAGGAGCCGAUUUCUUCAAACACAAUCCACUGCUCAUCGAUGUCUCGCGCAGAUGUCUUGUUGAUUCAGAAACCCAUCUCUCCGUCAAAGUAGCUGAAAUGUUUGAUGUUACCGCGCCUCGUCCAACACCAACUAUCAGUUUCAGCAUCAAAACUACGGGUGUUCCAAAGCCUGUGCGAGCCUACCGUCUCAUUCCUGACAAAGCGCAAGCAGCUAUGGAAGAGAUUGCCAACGAGAUUCGUCUUGGCCGCAUGGACGUUGAUGGAAGACAAAUGGAGUGGCUGAAGGGGAACUCCAUUCUUCGUGAUGAUGGAAAGGAAGGCGUUGACUUGUAUGAUGUGCAAAUGAAGACAGUCUUCAAGGAGAAUGGCUUGGAGAAAUGUGUCAUUGGGAAAAGUUCCUUUGUGAAUGCCCUCUUCAACUACGCUGUUGGUGUCACCUAUGAUGAUGACUUCAGGUUUAUCAUCGCUUCCUCGCCGAACGAAACUAAUCAAGAGGAAAGUCAAACCAAGACUGUGACAGCGUACUCGUUGGGAAUGCAAGAUAUCAAAGGUUCUCGUUUUCGCUGGGCCCUCACAAUCGUAGAUACUCCUGGGUUCGGAGAUACAGGGGGGAUCGAAGAGGAUAGGAGCAAUUGGCAGAAAAUUAGGAAGUUGUUCGAAAAUGGUACGCUUGGACUGAAUCGGCUCCAUGUGAUCGUUUUUGUGGUUCCGGCCACUCAAGUUCGAAUCAAUGCCAGAGAGGAAACGCUAUACUCAGAAAUUACUGCCAUGUUUGGAAAAGACUUUGUGAAACACAACUUUCACAUUCUUGUCACGUGGGCACUUCUUCAAAGGAGAAGGCCACAAGUCAUAGCAAGCCUGGAGGCUGCCGGUGUUCCUACAAAUAAGUACUUCAUUGUCGAACUGGGAACAUUUAUGGAAAAGACCGAUAAAAAGGCAUGGGAAGUGCAACAAAAAACAUUGAAGAACUUUUGCGACUGCUUAGAAGAAGGUCUGAAGCCAGUUAGCCUUCAGCUCACGAAGGAAAAUUUGGAAAAUCUGGACAACAUCGAAAACAACUUGCGUCAAUUGAAGAUCUUGUUGAAAGAGCGGGAUAAGGAAGAGGAGAAACAUGGGAUGAUAGUUAGGCUACAUGAUGCAUUCAAAGGACACAAACGGGCAGCCAUUCAACCCUAUAUGCCAUAUGUCAGAGAAUUCUUCGAGAUCAUGUCUGAGGACUCAGGAGUGAAAAGUAAAUCGAAAAAGAGCGAAUUAGGAUUCAGCACUUACGAGGAGGGAUUGGAGAAAAUGCGAAAGCGAUAUCUGCAGGAAUCACAGAAGAAAAAAAGCUGGAUGCAUACAAUGCUCAUCAUUCGGAACAAUUUGAGAAGUGAACACAUUUUGAAUGUGAAGUGA